Talaromyces atroroseus is the source of this 858-nucleotide messenger RNA. RefSeq lists its product as hypothetical. Bases 1 to 858 code for a protein of 285 amino acids. Gene Ontology annotation, molecular function: methyltransferase activity. The transcript has a single exon. The record is from RefSeq and is a predicted model, not a curated record. Lineage: Eukaryota; Fungi; Ascomycota; Eurotiomycetes; Eurotiales; Trichocomaceae.
AUGACAUCCUCGAGCGUCUACGCGUCAACCCAUGACGCAGCAACCAUCCGCACUCACGAAUGGCGCACCAUCGCCAAUUCCGCCGCAUACCUCAUCCCCCAUCUCAAACCCAACAUGAAAAUCCUCGAUGUUGGCUGUGGUCCGGGAUCCAUCACCAUCGACCUAGCCACCAACUACGUGCCGCAGGGAAGCGUAAUCGGGCUCGAGUAUAGCAGCAAGCCCUUGCUUCAUGCGCAAAAGAAUCUUGAUGCAGCAGCAGCAGCAAAGAAAGGAGACAAUAAUAAUGAGAUUAACGUUCAAUUCGUGCAAGGUGACGUGCUAGACAUGAAACAUCUCUUCGCCGAUAACACUUUUGACGUGGUGCAUGCGCACCAAGUCCUGCAGCAUGUCCCCGACCCGAUUAAGGCGCUUGAGGAGAUGAGAAGGGUCGUCAAACCCGAUGGCCAGGGGAUCAUCGCAUCCCGGGAAUCAGCGUCGAUGACGUGGUAUCCUAAACUUCCGGAAUUGGAUAUGUGGUACAACGAUGUUUAUCUGCAGGUAGGCAGAAACCUAUUAGGCGGGAACCCGGAUCCGGGAUCCUUCAUUCAUGUAUGGGCGCAAAAGGCCGGGUUUGAGAGAUCGAUGAUUACUUGUUCGGCUGGGACGUGGUGUUUUAGUAAACCUGAAGAGAGACGAUGGUGGGGAGGUAUAUGGGCUGAGAGAGUGUUGGAUCCGGACUACGUUGAGAAGGCGGUUGAUAGAGGUGGGUAUUGUACGAGAGAGGAGCUGGAGAGAAUUGCAGCUGCGUUUAAGGACUGGGCGGAGGAUAAGGAUGGUUGGUUUACGAUAACGCAUGGGGAGAUGAUAUGUCGGAAGUGA